Beta vulgaris subsp. vulgaris (sugar beet) is the source of this 1178-nucleotide messenger RNA. Its product is annotated as ras-related protein RABH1e. The transcript has 6 exons. NCBI's taxonomy places the organism in Eukaryota, Viridiplantae, Streptophyta, Magnoliopsida, Caryophyllales, Amaranthaceae. Bases 332 to 955 code for a protein of 207 amino acids. Gene Ontology annotation, molecular function: GTPase activity; GTP binding. The record is from RefSeq and is a predicted model, not a curated record.
UCCCAAAGACUUAAAAAAAUGGAGGGUCAACGUAAUGAACGCAGAAGAUUUUGACUUGUUUGCAUCUGUUGGCGGUUUCUUCUCAAUCUCUCUCUUACCGUAUAAUAUACGGACCCCUCAUUCCAUUGAUACAAACCAUUUUAGACACACCGUGUCCCUCCUUUUUCCCCUCUCUCUCUCCUCCCUCAAACACGACAUUUGUGGAAACACAAAUUAUUCAGAUCUACCACACGUACUAACUCGUCUUCUAAGAAUCAAAAUUUAGAGAUUAACCAACAAAUUUACCAGAGAGUGUGUGAAUUUCAAUCCCUAGCUCAAAGAACAUUCAACAAUGGCGGUUGUUUCACCAUUAGCCAAAUACAAACUCGUCUUUUUAGGCGAUCAAUCUGUCGGAAAAACUAGCAUCAUUACUCGCUUUAUGUAUGAUAAAUUCGAUACCACGUAUCAGGCUACUAUUGGAAUUGACUUCUUGUCGAAAACCAUGUAUCUUGAAGAUCGAACAGUACGCUUGCAGCUCUGGGAUACAGCAGGGCAGGAAAGGUUUCGGAGUCUCAUCCCUAGCUACAUCAGAGAUUCUUCUGUUGCUGUUAUUGUUUAUGACGUUUCCAAUAGGCAGUCAUUUCUCAGCACUUCAAAGUGGAUAGAGGAAGUACGGACAGAACGGGGCAGCGAUGUGAUUAUUGUCCUUGUUGGAAAUAAAACUGAUUUGGUCGAUAAAAGGCAAGUUUCUAUAGAGGAAGGAGAUAACAAGGCUCGCGAUGCCGGUGUAAUAUUCCUGGAGACCAGUGCUAAAGCAGGAUUUAACAUUAAGCCUUUAUUUCGUAAGAUUGCUUCAUCCUUGCCUGGGAUGGAAACUCUCUCAUCCACCAAACAGGAGGACAUGGUUGAUGUGAACUUGAAGCCUCACAGCAAUUCUUCCCAGUCAGAACAACAGGGUGGCGGUUGCCCGUGUUAACUUGUAGGAGGUGGAUCAGGAUUUUCUCGAAGUAAAAACAGCUGUUCUUCAAAGGGAGAGAAGGUCUGUUUAGGGCCAAGGUCAGCAAAUGUGAGGGUCCAAUUUCGUUGUAUGUUCUAUUCAUAUCCCAUAUACGAUCAACUUGUUCCAUUCUUUAGAGGUAAAUUUUGUCAUAAAGAAGUUUUGCUUCGGCUUUACGAAGUUUAAAGUUCAUUUUUGUUCA